AUGAUCUCCCUCUUCUCAUAUAAGAACCGAACAGCUCUCACCUCACGCAACGUUACAUCCUUCAAAAGUUUCCUGUCAUCAUCAUCCACCUCCUCCAAGCCCAUUCCGCAGAAAAUCUGGUACAAACUCGGGGCGAAGGGCAUUUCCUCUAAAAUCCAAGAAUGGACGGCCACCUGCAUAUCGAAAAAUCCCACCUACGUCACCGAAUUCCUUACUGACGACUCUGCCGACGAGUACGUAAAAGUCCACUUCUCUCACCGCCCGGACAUCGUCGACACCUACCUCUCCCUCCCCAUCCCCAUCCUCAAGGCGGAUAUGCUCCGCUAUCUUCUUCUGAUUGCGGAAGGGGGCAUCUGGAAUGACCUCGACGUAAGUUGCGGAGACAUCCCGAUACGUGACUGGAUACCCGAACAAUUCAAGAAAGAUGCAAACCUAGUCGUAGGAUGGGAAUUCGAUGUUGGCUGGGGCGAAUCUAUCAUUCGCCAAUUUACCAGUUGGACCAUAAUGGCCAGGCCCGGCUCCAAGCACCUGGAGAUGGUCGUUCUUGACAUUCUGGAUGCAAUUGAUAAGACCAAGAAGAAACAUAAGCUGGCCAAAACGACAGAGUUGCAGAUGCCAAUGCUGGGUGAUAUUGUCGACUUCACGGGCCCGAGAAGAUUGACAAGUGGCAUCUUCAAAAGUCUCAGUGAAGAAUUGGGUGGGGAAGUGAAUGCCGGGAAUGCAUCGAAUCUACUGAGUCCCAAGCUGCUUGGCGAUGUCUUGAUUUUGCCUGGAUUUGCAUUUGCGAGUUCGACAAAUAGAUAUGAGGGUGUAAAGGGGCCGGAUGGGAAGGAUUUUGAACCUGGCCCAUCGUUGGUUACACAUCAUUAUGCAGGGUCGUGGAGGAAUGAGCAUGGUGGGGAGGUGGUGUAA
Molecule: messenger RNA, 912 nt
Organism: Paracoccidioides brasiliensis Pb18
Exons: 1
Coding region: 1-912 (303 amino acids)
Biological process (GO): protein N-linked glycosylation
Cellular component (GO): mannan polymerase complex
Molecular function (GO): alpha-1,6-mannosyltransferase activity
Source: RefSeq, a predicted model, not a curated record